Fonsecaea multimorphosa CBS 102226 is the source of this 2334-nucleotide messenger RNA. RefSeq lists its product as uncharacterized. Lineage: Eukaryota; Fungi; Ascomycota; Eurotiomycetes; Chaetothyriales; Herpotrichiellaceae. The record is from RefSeq and is a predicted model, not a curated record. The coding region runs from base 1 to 2334 and encodes 777 amino acids. The transcript is spliced from 3 exons.
AUGGACUUUCUAGAGCCACGGAGGGCCUACACUCGGGCACACACAGAAGACAUAGAACUCAGUAGCCCAGAUGUCUACUUGGAGCAGCAUUCUUUGGGGUCCAAGUCCAGUUUCACAACGACCUUCAGCUCGACGAUCAAAGAUGAAUCGCCUCUCCUUGACGCUGAUAGCCGUCCUGGUCGGAAAGGAUUCUACAUCUCAGGAAAAUCUCUGAAACUCCCCUUCUUCGUCUGGCCGACUCGCCUCUACGGGUGGCGCACCGGCGCCCUCACAGCUGCCCUGCUUGGCGCGAUAUCGUUGCUGAUCAAUCUCGUGGUGGUCUCCUGGCUUGCUGCCCGCGGCCACGGAUCUAGCCUUGUUGAAAUCUACAACGGUCACUGUGGCAAGGUCGAAUCCCUGGACAUUUGGAUCCACCUGGCGAUCAACACGCUCAGUACUUUACUCCUGGGUGGUUCCAAUUACUGCAUGCAAUGCCUCUCUGCUCCUUCCAGGGAGGAUGUCGACCGCGCCCAUGCGAGGGGUGAAUACCUGGACGUGGGGGUGCCGAGUGUGAGAAAUCUGAGGAGGAUUGCACGACGAAAAGUAAUACUAUGGUGGGCCCUGGGAUUGUCCUCCAUACCUUUGCACCUCAUGUACAAUUCUGCAUUCUACAAAUCCCUUGAAACCAACGACUACAAUUUAUACUUUGUCACACAAGAUUUUGUCGAUGGCAAACCGUUUGUGCCGUGGGAUGGUUACUCGGACCUACCCGACCAGAACGAUAUCCAGUCUUCACUCCUCACAGAUCCGGACACAUGGGAACGCCUAGACAACGACGCAUGCAUCCGUGCCUAUGCCACGGAAUUUUUGACCAGUCGCCGGAAUUUGGUUUUGUUGUCAAAUAACAGCACAAAAAAAGCGAACGAGAGUGUGCUGGAGGUGGCAGACUAUGGCUCUGGGGACGUAGAUGCCUUCGACUGGAUUUGCAACAGUGAUACAAACAUAGCGUCCAAGGUCGAUGUACCUUAUGGACCGGACGGCAACACACGACCAUGCGAAACAUGGGUUUCUAAAGUCGAAGCCAUUGCAACCCGAUGGCAACCCUACAAUUUCGACGUCGAGUACUGUCUCUCUGAGCGGGUGAGUGAGAGAUGCAGCUAUAACGGCAACAUUCCAAUUAUAGCGACUGUUCUGGUAUGUAAUGCCAUCAAGAUUGUGGGAAUGCUCUUCGUCGCCUUUCGAUUGGAAGAUAAUCCUUUGAUCACGGUGGGAGAUGCCGUGGAAAGCUUUUUGAACGAAAAUGACAAGUCGACCGAAGGCUUUUGUUUGCUGAGCAAGAGCGAUGUGGUCAUGGGCAUGCAGUCAAAGAGCCACUGGUCGCUUCGAGCCCGAGGGGGAGAUGUCCAAUCGAGGGCCAAAGUGGCUCGGCUACGCACAAAAAUUGGGCUCCAAGCUGCCAGCCUUACACGGUGGUCAUCGACCGUUGGCUUCCUGGUCCUGGCGUUGAUCGUGGUGGCCGUCUUUCUGGCCAUUGCAGUCAAGGCCAUCCAUUUGGACGGCUUCGACAUUGGCGCGAUUGGCUUUGGCAAAGUCACUCAGGCGGCGGUGAUCAGCGGUUGGCAGGUCGGCGCCACUGGCUCUGCAUCGUCCAAGAUCCUCUCCGCGAUCCUCAUCGCAAACUUGCCGCAAACCAUCUUCAGCUUCUUAUAUCUGAAUCUGAAUGGAGUAUUGACGAGCAUGUGGUUAGCGAGCGAAUGGAGUAAUUUCGCCACGCAGAGGAAGACUUUGAGAGUGUCGAGACCGAAGGGGGCACAAAGGAGCACACACUUCCUCCAGUUGCCCUACAAGGCUGCCGUGCCCUUGAUGGUUCUCUCCGGAGCCUUGCAUUGGUUGAUCUCACAGAGCAUCUUUCUGGCGGUGGUUGCGGAAUAUAACGCCGACGGGACUCUCUAUGACCCUAUUUUUAUUGCCUCUUGUGGUUUUUCUCCCCUGGCCAUGAUUGUGGUGCUUGUGCUGGGAGGAGUCCUCGUUGUUGCUACUUUGGGGCUGGGGAACAUGAUGAGAUAUGACCCAUCGAUACCGUUGGUGGGGAGCUGUAGUGCGGCUAUUGCGGCCGCGUGCCAUCAGCCGAAUUGGGACACUGACGCUUCACUGAAGGCUGUGCAAUGGGGCGUCAUCCCCGGGAUGGCUGACGGUGAUGGAGUUGGGCAUUGUGCUUUCAGCAGUGGCGAUGUUGAGCCUGUACGCGAGGGGAGAGCAUACACUGGGAUCACAGACGACAAGCAAAGUCUGAAGUCAGUCGAAGGACACAACAAUGCCAAACGUCGAGCCCGACGACAUGUGGUGUCGGACUGA